UCCUUACGAGCUUACUCCCAGAGAUGAUAGAGGCAAGGGCUAUUGAAGUCGCCAUUAUUGGAGGUGGAAUCACGGGGCUUACCCUGGCACUGGGUUUACAAAAGAGAAAUACUAAUUUUCACAUCUAUGAGCGAGCCCAAAGUCUUCGCGAAAUAGGUGCUGGAAUUGGCUUCACUCCUAAUGCCGAACGAGCAAUGCUGGCCCUAGACCCACGCAUCCAUGAAGCAUUCAAAAGUGUUGCAUCUAAAAAUGCGUCGGAUUGGUUCCAGUGGGUGGAUGGCUUCAGUGGUGUUAAUAACGAUAAAGACACGGUGAAGGAAGAUCUCCUAUUCAAUAUGUAUCUAGGCGAACGUGGAUUUGAGGGUUGCCACCGCGCACAGUUCCUGAAGGAGCUAGUUAACCAUCUGCCUCAAGGCUGUGUCACCUUUGGAGCAUGCCUCGACACUAUAAUCGAUCAAGGAGAAAAUGAAAGGAUUCUAUUGAAAUUCCACAAUGGUACAAUCGCUGAGGCUGAUUUAGUCAUCGGUUGUGACGGCAUACGCUCUCGCGUUCGACAGCUGAUCUUGGGAGAAAAUAACCCUGCAUCAUACCCUGCAUAUACGCAUAAAAAGGCUUACCGCGGUCUAAUUCCCAUGGAAAAAGCCUUGCCAGCACUUGGGGAGUCCAAAGUUAAUACACGGCUUAUGCAUCUCGGACCCGAUGCCCAUACGUUGACGUUUCCAGUUGCUGGUGGAAAGUUGAUGAAUGUGGUGGCCUUCGUAACCGACCCUGGUGAGUGGCCAUAUACUGAGAAACUAUCUGCACCCGCGGAAAAGAAGAGUGCAAUAGAGGGUUUCUCGAAAUUUGGUGGCGCGGUGCGGACAAUUAUGAAUCUACUUCCGGAAGACCUGGAUGAAUGGGCCAUAUUCGACACAUAUGACCAUCCUGCAUCCACAUACUACCAUGGCCGUAUUUGCAUUGCUGGGGAUGCUGCGCAUGCAUCCUCUCCACAUCAUGGUGCAGGUGCUGGAGCUGGCAUUGAAGACGUCACCGUGCUAGCAACUGUCAUUGAGGUUGCACAAACCACUUUGUUAGAGUCACCAGACAAGUCUCGCUCAGGAGUAUUGAAUGCGGCGCUGGCUACCUACAAUGCAGUAAGGCUAGAGAGGUCUCAAUGGCUUGUCGAAAGUAGUCGCAUACUCGGCGAAAUAUACGAGUGGCAGUACAAGCCCACUGGUCGUGACAAGAAAAAGUGUGAGGAAGAAGUGUAUUGGAGAUCACAUAAAAUCUGGGAUUACGACAUCGGUCAAAUGUUACAGGAAACAACUGAGUAUUACAAACAAAGAGUCGGAGCUUGA
Molecule: messenger RNA, 1337 nt
Organism: Talaromyces stipitatus ATCC 10500
Lineage: Eukaryota; Fungi; Ascomycota; Eurotiomycetes; Eurotiales; Trichocomaceae
Product: monooxygenase, putative
Exons: 2
Coding region: 24-1337 (437 amino acids)
Biological process (GO): secondary metabolite biosynthetic process
Molecular function (GO): FAD binding
Source: RefSeq, a predicted model, not a curated record